AUGGCCGACGAUGACUCUAGUGACCUCUCAUCGUUGUCUUCCUUGUCUCCAGCUCCCUCGGACGAUGAGAAUGACGUUGAGCUAAAGAAUGACAAGGGUAUUCUCAAGUUCUUCCACAAGCUACCCAAGGGCAGCAAGCCCGCGCAAGCCAACAAGGAGCCCUCUCCGCCUCCGCGAAAGAGAUCGCCUUCGCCACCUCAUGACUAUGUGUUGGCAGAUAAUCCAGCUAUUGCAUUCAUUGUGAUGUUCCGAAGUCGCUUCAACGAAGCUUUCCCCAGAUCGCUUGCCAACUUUGGACCUCAGGAAUUGGAGCGCGAUGUCACCGAAUCGAUUCCCGGCGAUCGUGUCGAGCAUUUUCUAUGCGCAGUCCUCGGUCUUUUGCUGAACCGCAAGCAAGAUGUCAAGCCUGGCCACUACGGCAGAGCUUUGGAGGAUGCCAUUGCAAGUCACAAGAGCCAAUGGCCCAAGGUUUGGGAGGAAAAGAGCCCUUUGUCGGGCGGCGCAACGUUCACGUCAAUGAACCCCACAGAACGCCUCACACUCUUGCGAACGCUGGUCCUUUGGAGUCUUUCAUCGUCAGACACCAUUAAGCAAAUCAUCAACACAUCUUACAAGGGCAAUCGCCGCGACGACGACCUGAACCAACCCCUCUCUGUGCAACCAUGGGGUGCAGACAGCGACAAACGUCGGUACUUUCUCAUUGAAGGAUUAGAUGACACCAACUUUCGCGUCUACCGCGAGAGCGAUCCGGCAGGGUUCAACAGAACAUGGUGGAGCGUUGCAGGAAACAUCGAGGAGCUCACCGCCCUAGCGGAAAAACUGCAAACGGUAGAUGGCCGACCCAAGGGCAAAAAGCUGGCGCAGCAGAUGCUAGCUGCUGUUCCUCGCUUUGAAGCCUCUGAGGAGAAGCGCAAGAGGCGCGAGUAUCGGCAGCAGCAGAAAGAACGUUUCAAGCGGCCAGAACCAGGCUUCUCCAUGUACGAAGGCAGGACAAGAGGCAAGCGCAUGAAGUACACAUACUCGGACGAUGAGGAUUUCUUGACCGACUCGACGGGAGCGCGACGCUCCGCCCGCAACACUGGCACCUCCACUCCGAUUGAACCCGCAGGACCAGUCACCACUGCCAGUGGUCGUCACAUCAAGGCACCAUCGCGCAUGACGGUUGAUGCGUCGAACAAUAUUGUAACUGUUGAUGGUGAUCAGGAUCGAUCAUCUGCAAGAGACGCAUCGACGAGGGCAUCAUCCAAGGAAUCCUCAGUCGGACCCACGGGUCGGCCUCGUAGAUCAGCAGCGGUGAACCACAGCACCAAUGGUUGGUCAUCCUCGCGGAAGAAGGAUGAGUACAAUUCCAUGGAUGAUGAUGAAGAAGAGUCGGAGCCAGAGCUCGGUGACGAUGAGGACGAUCACGUGCCCGACGAAAGCGAGGAGGAGGAGGAAGACGAAGAAUUUGACGAAGACGUGGAGAUGGCCGACGAGGACAAUGAUCUCGAUGCCAGCCCUCAAAGCAUGGUUGUCAAGCUCAAAGUGCCCGAGAAGGAAGGCGUCAAGAUUGACUUUGACAAGUUCCGGUAUAGUGGCACGGCACCCAAGGCGAACGGCAAACCCUCGGCUGAAACCGAGGAGACUACAACAGAGAAACAAGACCCUGCCGUGGCCGAGAAGGGGAAUACUUCACCACCGCCGAGUAAGUCCUCUGAUGCGGCAUCUCUCCUGACUGGGCGACCGCCGUUGUCGCCCAAGCCAAAUGCUCUGCAAACCAAACCUCUGGCUUAUAGGGAGAGCCCAGAGAAGCCCUUUGCUGGUCGUCCUGUCGAGUAG
Molecule: messenger RNA, 1818 nt
Organism: Pestalotiopsis fici W106-1
Lineage: Eukaryota; Fungi; Ascomycota; Sordariomycetes; Amphisphaeriales; Sporocadaceae
Exons: 4
Coding region: 1-1818 (605 amino acids)
Source: RefSeq, a predicted model, not a curated record